AUUCAAAAAAUCCACACGACCACCAACAUCCAUGAGUGAAGCAGCAGCAGCAGCCCCAGCAGACAGCGUCAGUUCCAAACUGUCCAUGUCGCUGGACGACAUUAUCGCCAGCCGCCCCAAGGAUCGCAAGAAGCCCGCCUCGUCCGACGCCGCUCCCGCUGCGGCCGGCACCAGCACCAGCACUAGCAACGGAGGCGGCCGUCGCAGUGGUCCCCGCAGCAGCAACAGCAGCAGCAGCACUGGUGGCGAUCGUCGCGCGCCGUCCCGCGAUGGCGGUCCCAUCCGAGGCGAUCGCGCAUCCGCCCGUGGCCGCCGUCGCCAGCCAUUCCCUGCCCAUCGUCAACGCGACGAGUUCGAGGACGACGAGGACGACGAAGACAACUUCCAGGCGGACGACUCUGGACCGUUCGCAGCCGCCGCGUUCAUCCAGGCGCCCGUUGCGAUUGGAUCGGGUGUGCAUGGACGUCUGUCUGCCGCAGGAUCCUCGUCGGAGGUCUCGCUCGUGGUCGGCAACCUCGCUGCCAACAUUAACAAGAACGACAUGUCCGAGCUCUUUGCCAACAACAACCCGACCAGCGUCAACAUCUUCUCUGCACCCGGCUCAGACACUGUCAUUGCCCACGUCGUCUUCAGCUCGCUGGCUGCUGCCAAGGCUGCCCGUGACAAGUUCCACGGCCUUCAGCUUGACAACCGCGUCAUGGUGAUUGGUUUGAUCACAUCGUCGGCUUCGUCCGCACCGGCCGUGCCUCAACAGCAGCAGCACUCUGGCUUUGCCCAGCCAACCAUCAUCCCUGUGCAAGCCUUGGAGCAACUCUACCAGGGCUACCAGCAGCACGCCCCGACAUACUCUGGCGAGCGUCGCCACAACGAUCGCUCGAGCAGCCGCGGCGACCGCGAUGAUCGUCGUGGCGGCGAUCGAGGUGCUCGUGGUCGUCAAGACCGUGGUGCCCGCCCAGAGCGCCCUGCCCGUCAAGAGCGUGCUCCGCGUGAGGCGCCUGCCAGCAGCGAGACCCUCGACUCGCAGCUCGACAGCUACUUUGCUAACUGAGGUUGAGGAAGAUUUGAGAUCAAAGCGCAGCACGCUUCUCUUUCGCCUGGUUUGUGCGAGUCGUCCCCUAAGUUGAUUGGUUUUGGUAGUGGAAUUGCUUUUUCUCCGUCUUUUGUGCUUUUAUUCCAAAAUGCAACAUAACAUGCAA
This is a messenger RNA of Capsaspora owczarzaki ATCC 30864, 1196 nucleotides long. RefSeq lists its product as hypothetical. Gene Ontology annotation, molecular function: mRNA binding. The transcript has 5 exons. Lineage: Eukaryota; Filasterea; Ministeriida; Capsasporidae. The record is from RefSeq and is a predicted model, not a curated record. Gene Ontology annotation, cellular component: nucleus. Bases 32 to 1048 code for a protein of 338 amino acids. Gene Ontology annotation, biological process: mRNA export from nucleus.